AUGAUGGCGGUUGCUCUAACGCCGGCUCAGAAACUGUUUGGAUGGUACACCCGCAAGAAUCCCGUCGACCUGUGGCUCGAGCUACUCCGCCACGCAGAAGCCUUUGAAGACUGGGAGGAAGCGGCUCUACACCUCGAUAACCUGUUGGGUCUGGACCUGUGGCGGAACAACCCAACAUCAAAGUACUACGACUGGAGACUCAUCACCGAACGACUCAACUCACUCGCGAUCGCCAGAGAGGAAAAUGACUUUCAACAGCUGGUCAACCUCUUGCGGUCCGGCCUCGUACGAAAUCUUGGCAACUUGACCGUGCCAAAGCUCUAUAACCGCACCUUUUCUGGGACGAAAUAUCUCAUUGAAGAAUACAUAACGCAAGUUGCAGAGACAGUCGAAGAUAUCAGCACCCUGCCUACCAAUGCAUAUGCAGGGGUCCAGUCCACCGGCGGCUCGUUGACGAACCAGAUGAAGCUCGAUUUUAUCCACGACACCCGACAAGCCUUUGGAAGAAGCUCCCUGGUGCUGCAAGGUGGCGCCAUCUUUGGCAUGUGCCAUCUCGGUGUUGUCAAGGGGUUGUUUCUUCGUGGCCUAUUGCCACGUAUCAUCACCGGCACUGGAACGGGCGCCUUGAUUGCCUCGCUUGUCGCGAUCCACACCGAGGAAGAGCUGCCGGGCGUGCUCAACGGAGACGGCAUCGACUUGACCGCCUUUACCUCGCGCAGCAAUCUAUCGAAUGGACUCACCGAGUCCCCGCAAACAUUCAGAUCAAGAUGGAACACGCUGAUGCGACGCCUCCGCCGCUUUUCCCGGGAAGGCUACUUUCUCGACGUGUCCGUGCUGGAAGACUGUGUCCGGGCGAAUGUCGGAGAUUUGACGUUUGAGGAAGCCUAUAAUUACAGCAAACGAAUCCUGAAUAUCACCGUCGCAACAGAAGGACAGGGUGGCGUCCCCACGUUGCUCAACUACAUCACCGCUCCCAAUGUGGUAAGUCUUCUUACUGCCCGUCCUCUGUACUCUGCUAACAUUUCCUUCCUGCAGCUCAUCUGGACCGCUGCUGUGGCAUCUAAUUCCUCCUCUGCAGCUCUGUAUGGACGACGGAAAGCGACGAUUCUCUGCAAGGACGCGCAUGGCCACGUCGGGCCUUGGGCGCCGGCCAACACGACCGACUUUCACCACUGGUCACACAUGUCGUACUCGGAUCGCGACUCGCCUCUUCGCCGCAUAUCCGAACUAUUCAACGUCAACCACUUCAUCGUCAGCCAAGCUCGGCCGUAUCUGAUACCCUUUCUGCAGUCCGAUAUGCACGGCCCGUCCAUGGUCGAGACCCGCAGCAAAACGACGCAAAUGUCCGCUUCGUUGGUACGCAUGCUUGGCCUCGAGGUCCGGCACCGCCUGCGCCAGCUCGAUACGCUGCGCCUGCUACCCGCGAGCAUACGACGCUUUCUCGUGGACGAGCAGAUCCCGGCGGCGGCCAUGACGCUGGUCCCCGAGGUGACGGCUGGUGAUUUCGUGCGGCUUUUGGAAACACCGACGAGAGAGGCGCUCAACUACUGGAUACGGCGCGGCGAGCGAAGCGUCUGGCCUGCUGUGGCGGCGCUGCGCAUACGCUGUGCGGUGGAGAAUGAACUGGACAGGUCGUACCAGGUUGUGCGGCAGCUCAAGGCGGGCGACUUGCGGAGGAAAGGAAGCAUAUCGGCCGCUGGCGAAGCUGGCCGGCCAAAUACGUGA
Cordyceps militaris CM01 is the source of this 1725-nucleotide messenger RNA. Its product is annotated as Patatin-like serine hydrolase, putative. The transcript is spliced from 2 exons. Gene Ontology annotation, biological process: lipid metabolic process. The coding region runs from base 1 to 1725 and encodes 574 amino acids. Lineage: Eukaryota; Fungi; Ascomycota; Sordariomycetes; Hypocreales; Cordycipitaceae. Gene Ontology annotation, molecular function: triacylglycerol lipase activity. The record is from RefSeq and is a predicted model, not a curated record.